Messenger RNA from Peniophora sp. CBMAI 1063, 216 nucleotides. The record is from the annotation of a GenBank genome assembly. NCBI's taxonomy places the organism in Eukaryota, Fungi, Basidiomycota, Agaricomycetes, Russulales, Peniophoraceae.
AUGCAUGCAGCGUUGAAACGGGAGGUCAAGGAGCAGAUGCCGCCGGCGAGCGCUCCUGGUGGUUGUUGGGCGGUUGUUAUGAAGGAGGGCUUGUUGCCGGGCGCGGAGGGAUAUGCCUCGUUUGUGUCGGACUCACAACCUCCGACGGCCCGGCGCGUUCACGCUGAGCGCCGCGUCGCUUGGAGCGCAGAACUAUGUCGUAGUCCCCUACUAUGA